Messenger RNA from Staurois parvus, 1310 nucleotides. Lineage: Eukaryota; Metazoa; Chordata; Amphibia; Anura; Ranidae. The record is from the annotation of a GenBank genome assembly.
AUGAUGUCUCCUGCCACCUUUGUCAUAGUAUGGAUGGCAUGCCUAAUUUUCAGUGUUUCCAGUCAGUUUAUUCCCCAACACCGCAGUAUCUGGAAGAAAUCUCAGAGCUGUCACAGACAUUAAAUCAGGAAAAAGCAGGGCACAUUAUACAGCUGGGAUCCAAUCAAAGCCCCAAUGGAAGUCAACAGUCUGAAGAUGAUAUUGGAAAUAUGCCACCUCGAAGACCACCGCCCUGUCUCUCCCGAUCUAAAAUCAAGCAUGCUUUUAAGUAUGUCUCCACUAUAUUGUCCUGUGUCAUUUUCCUAGUGGGGAUUGUAGGAAAUUCAACACUUCUAAGAAUUAUUUACAAGAAUAAAUGCAUGAGGAAUGGUCCCAAUGUACUUAUCGCCAGCCUGGCACUGGGAGAUCUUUUCUACAUACUAAUUGCUAUUCCCAUCAAUAUUUAUAAGCUUCUAGCUGAGAACUGGCCAUUUGGCGCUCAUGUGUGUAAGCUGGUUCCAUUUAUCCAGAAGGCCUCGGUGGGUGUCACAGUCCUGAGUUUAUGUGCACUGAGCAUUGACAGGUAUCGAGCUGUGGCUUCUUGGAACCGAAUACAGGGCAUUGGAAUUCCAGUGUGGAAGGCCAUAGAACUCACUUUGAUCUGGGCUGUGGCCAUCAUCUUGGCUGUCCCAGAAGCCAUUGCCUUUGACUUGGUUGAACUAGAAUUUAAGGGACAAAUUAUGCUGGUCUGCAUGUUACCGCUAGAGCAAGCAUCUCCUUUUAUGACAUUUUAUCAAGAAGUGAAAGUAUGGUGGCUUUUUGGUUUUUACUUCUGCCUUCCUUUGGCCUGCACCGGAAUCUUUUACACAUUAAUGUCCUGUGAGAUGCUAAGCAUGAAGAAUGGCAUGAGAAUAGCACUCAAUGAUCACAUGAAACAGAGAAGGGAAGUGGCAAAGACAGUGUUUUGCUUGGUGGUGAUCUUCGCACUCUGCUGGCUUCCUCUCCAUGUGAGCAGUAUACUUAAAAAAACUGUAUAUGAUGGAACAGAUCCACACAGAUGUGAACUUCUCAGCUUUUUCUUAGUCAUGAAUUACAUUGGAAUCAAUAUGGCCUCUCUGAAUUCCUGUAUAAAUCCAGUGGCGCUCUACUUUGUUAGCAGGAAAUUCAAAAACUGUUUCCAGACCUGCCUAUGCUGCUGGUGCCACAGGCCCAACCUCACUAUCACUCCUAUGGAUGAAAAGGGUUCUGGCGGGAAAUGGAAAGCUAAUGGCCAUGACUUAGUCCUAGAUCGCAGUAGUUCUCGUCUGACAAACAAAUACAGCUCUUCCUGA